Messenger RNA from Nematostella vectensis (starlet sea anemone), 2368 nucleotides. RefSeq lists its product as uncharacterized. The transcript has a single exon. Gene Ontology annotation, biological process: regulation of transcription by RNA polymerase II. Gene Ontology annotation, cellular component: nucleus; transcription regulator complex. Lineage: Eukaryota; Metazoa; Cnidaria; Anthozoa; Actiniaria; Edwardsiidae. The coding region runs from base 266 to 1066 and encodes 266 amino acids. Gene Ontology annotation, molecular function: DNA binding. The record is from RefSeq and is a predicted model, not a curated record.
AACCAUAGAAAAGAGUGGAAAACCAUUUUGGUGCGCAUUUUCUUUAUUUUUUUUGCACGUUGUAUGUAAAAAAGCGCUUUUUAUCUCUAGAUAAAACGGAUAUUGAAAUAAGCGCCAUAGAAAUCCAAGUAUCCGAACAUUUCCUUACCAGAAAAAGACUAUGCAGCCUAGAUAUCCUUACGAUUGCGCGCCUGAGCGCCUGGUACGUUGGGCGUAACGAUCGCUCCCAUCAUGCACCUCUCGCGUAGCAAUCGUAAUCGGCAAAAUGGCGUCUUCCAGUUCCUAUGUUUCUAACAGUGAUUUCAUGGAAGAAGUUCGAAAAUGCGACUGUCUGUACAAUAGAUAUCACCCGGAAUACAAACAGAAAGAAAAGAAGGCUGAGUGUUGGGCUGAGAUUGGAGAAAAAUUCAACAUUUCCGCUAGCGAUGCGGAAAAGAGGUUCAAAAACAUACGAACUUCGUACGGUCGCUUUCUCAAACGCAUUCGUGGCAGAUCUUUAACUGUGGGAAGCUUUCCGAUCCCUGAGCAUUUCUACGGUUUGGAUUGGUUGAAUUUCUACAUAUCUCCGAGACAUAGAAUGACAAAGCUACAACAAGUUCAGAACAAUGGGGAUGCCCCAUCGUCUAACGAUGGCGACGACGAUACGAUACACGAGCAUAAAGAAGAUAAACAAGAAGCUACAACGGCUACGACAAAAAACAAUACGGGCACGCGACAAGAGCACUUACAGUCCCGACCAAGCCAAGAAAAAUCGCGUAAUGUUAACCAGAAACCCCUGAACAAAAGACUAGAUGAUGAAGUGGACAGGGCACUUUUUAAGACAGCAGCUUCCAUAUGUGAGAAUUUCAAAGAAAUGGAGAGAAAGCGGCCACACGAGGACUACGAGGAAGAUGGGUUAUUUUUAAGAAGUUUGAUACCGCGAAUGAAAAAGCUUUCCCCUCAAUCCAAGGCAGCCCUUCGUAUCAAAAUCGAACAAGCGUUUUAUGAAGCCGAGUUCUCUCAACCCUCCACUCACGUACCGAUAGUGGUCCAUGUGAACGAACCACAAAUUAAUCAAGAGUUUUAAAAACUUAAAGACACCAGACUUGUAGCCUUGUAGAGACAUGUACAGCUUAAGAUAUCAUGUAAAAAGUCUAAGAUUUGGCAAUUCUUUAAGAAGGAAAGACUGUGCUUUUGCUUUUGGCCGCAUGAUGGCUGCAUGGUGCGAAAGUGCCACACCCUAGGGUAAGUUUCAGAGCACCCAAAGCACUCUCCCUCUGACACCCCCUCCCCUGAGUGGUAAAAUUUGAAAUAAGCUUCUAAUAAGCACCCUCUUUGUAGGAAUUUCCUAUUCCCUUAUUUCUAAUCCUGAACAAAUAUUUGUCUUUGUGUAAUUCCAGAAAAAUCCAUACCCCACCACGGGGGACUGGGAAUUCUAGAGGAUGGGGGGGGGGGGGGGGGGGGCAGUCAGCCCUAUUUUCCUGGGGAGAAAUACCCUAUUUUCCAUAUAAUCACUGUAUUUUGCUGUUGAAAAUUGGUGGGUGUAUGGUUUUUUCUGGAAUUACCCAUUUCUAAUAAAAAAGCACCAAGUUUCUAGAGAGCAUCCCUACUCAAUAGCCUUCCCUGUAAGACCUCUAAAAAGAUAUACAAAUAAGCUGGGGGUGCUAAAAGAAGCAAAUAUGGAACUUGCUAUAAUUUGGGGCUGUACAACUAAUGCUGUAAUGCAGUACAAUGUAAUAUAGUAGGAGGGAUUUUUGAAUCUGUUUGUGGGUGGGUUAUGCCAAUCAUUAAGCUAGCCAAAAAAUAUUUAUAGGUGAAAUUUAGGAACAGUCUGUGGCCAUGUUUGUGUUUUAUUUUUAUGGUAAUUUUUUAACUUUUGAAGCAAGCAUUUACCUUUCUAGUGGCAGUGCAAUUGGCGACCAGGGCUGGUCCAGUGGAGUGUGUUCUCGUCCUCGCUUGGGUUGGGGUACAAAAGAAUCUCCAAAUCUUAGUCUUUUUGCAUAUGAUAUCUAUGAUUGCACACUGUCUCAGUAAAACGCUUGCAAACACUUGCCAUUCAACGUACACACACACAUUAUUGGCCAAGUGUGCAGACUGUGCAUCUGCUUAUUUUUUUAGGUUUUCCAUCUUUUUUAUGGACGAAGAGCAAGACACCUUUGAAUAAGGGCAAUAAAAUAUUUAUUGGCAUCAAUGCAUUAUCUUAGGAAAAUGGUAACUGUAUAAAUCAUUCAUUUUAAAAAGGUUCUAUUAUAGGGGAGAUGGUGUCUUUUUUGCGGUCAUGAACCUCCAUAUCUAGAGCAGGGGGACAGUGAGACUUCUGUAUAGGGAGCCUCUUCGAAGCAAACACAUCUCUAUAAAAGAAGAAGAAGAAAAAUAUGAUUUAAUCUGA